Molecule: messenger RNA, 1096 nt
Organism: Anopheles funestus (African malaria mosquito)
Lineage: Eukaryota; Metazoa; Arthropoda; Insecta; Diptera; Culicidae
Exons: 2
Coding region: 126-1034 (302 amino acids)
Source: RefSeq, a predicted model, not a curated record
AAACUUCUGACCUUCCCGAUGCCAACAGACAGUUCCAUCCCUACGGUAGAUACUAACGGCUCGGCCAUCCGGACGAAGUAGAAUAAAACAUAGGAGAAAAAUCGUCUUUCAACAAAUUCUUCAAAAUGAAAACGUUUUCCCUGACGGUUGCCCUGUUCCUGGGAGUUCUGAGCGUCACGCUAGCACAACGCGAAACUUCGCUGCGGGUCAUUGAUGCGCUGCGUGAACUACAUCCCGCCUACAGGGAACUGCGCGACGUGGUUGUAAAUGCAGUGGCCGGUGCAAAGCUCAACAGCUCCGAGGUGGUGUACAAGUUCAACGUGGACAUUGCAUCACGCAAGGAAUCGUUCAUGCAGACGGCCAUUAAGGCGGAAGCGAACGUGUUGCGGCAGGUGAACGGACAAAGCAUCAGCGUCGAUACGAGCUGUCUUGGCUUUCUGCGCCAAAGUGUGGACGUUAACAUGAAUCUGGCCGGUGUUUCUUUCACCAACUGUCUCAACAACGUCGAUGCUUCACUUUCGACGGAAAUCACCCGCGUGUACAAUGAGCUGCAGGUGAACGAAACGUCCUUCGUGAAUCUGAGCGUGUACGAUGUGUUCCGCGGCCAGAACGUGUUCGUCAAUCCGCAAACGAUCGUUGAUCGAUUGGUGGAAAAGCUUUCCUCACUGCAGCAAGCUCCCGCUGAACUGACCGAACAGCUCUCCCAGCUGGUCGAUGCGUUCGAAGGACGUCUGGGAGAUGUACGAGCGGCGUACACUAGCUGUCUGACCAUGAACGAUCAGCUACUACAGACCACACUUAACACGGUACUGCAGCAGUUGCAGCAGAUCUGUUUAGGAGCGUUGCUACCAGCUGCGUCCACUGCCGAACCGACUGAAGCGACGGAAGAACCGGCACCAACUGAACCGGCCACAGAACCGGAGGUUGAGACAGAAUCGGAAACUGCACCAACGGAAGGGGAAGAAACGGAAGUUCCGACUGAGGUUCAACCGGAACCUUCUACACCAGGAGCGGUUUAUGCCAAUGUGUUGUAAGACAUGAUCAGUGCAUCGAAAGUUUGACUUGCUAAUAAAGAUGGUCUUAUUUUGUAAAUCAA